CUGUUAUUGCGUUGUCGUUCUAUUUGUCCGCGCUCUCCCGCCGUACCGUCCUCGUAUCUGAUUGGUCGAGGAAGUGCAGUCCGUCUUCUCGCUUCAUUCGCAAUUUCGCAUCGGUCUGACACCGUUCAAAAGCUUCCUAACCCAGGAUGAGUCUCAGAAAGCAGACGCCCAGUGACUUCUUGAAGCAGAUCAUUGGGAGGCCGGUGGUGGUCAAGCUGAACUCCGGUGUCGAUUACCGAGGUGUCCUGGCCUGCCUGGAUGGUUACAUGAACAUCGCCAUAGAGCAGACGGAGGAGUAUGUCAACGGGCAGCUCAAGAACAAAUAUGGGGACGCCUUUCUAAGAGGAAACAAUGUUCUUUACAUCAGCACACAGAAGAGGAAAGUUUAGUUUUUUGUUUUUUUUUGCCACUUUGGUUCAUUUUUUUGCUGAUGUUAAUUUGUGUUAUGAUAACCUGAAUACUGAAGAAGGUUUUGUAAAUGUUGACUUGAUAAUAAAUAGUGAGUUUUGAGUUACAGCUCCA
Messenger RNA from Syngnathoides biaculeatus (alligator pipefish), 522 nucleotides. It is a transcript of the gene lsm6, whose product is annotated as LSM6 homolog, U6 small nuclear RNA and mRNA degradation associated. Lineage: Eukaryota; Metazoa; Chordata; Actinopteri; Syngnathiformes; Syngnathidae. The record is from RefSeq and is a predicted model, not a curated record. Gene Ontology annotation, molecular function: RNA binding. Gene Ontology annotation, biological process: mRNA splicing, via spliceosome; maturation of SSU-rRNA. The transcript is spliced from 4 exons. Gene Ontology annotation, cellular component: U4/U6 x U5 tri-snRNP complex; sno(s)RNA-containing ribonucleoprotein complex; U6 snRNP. The coding region runs from base 147 to 389 and encodes 80 amino acids.